CGCGAGUCAUUCUUCUGUAUGCAGGUUUGUUUUUGAGCGCUUCAGCAUUUCAGGUCUGGUCUUCGCUACCAUACAGUGAUUGUGAAUCCACUCCAAAAAUAAUCAACCAGUAAAUUCUCAGAAUAUUCCUGUCAUCUUUGAAUUAAAGAAGUGUUUCCAGAAGUGCAGGUCAAACUUCAAGUGUUCCAACAUUUUCUUACAUACUAUUGUAAAGAUGGAUUUUAUUAAAGAGGAGAGCGAGGACAUGGGUUAUCCAGAACAAAACCGAGUGGAAAAUGAUGAUACUGAGGAACAAAGAGACCUUAUGGAAGUGAAAGAAGAAAUUGAGGAACUGAAGGAAGUGGAGGAGAAACAUCAGUAUCAGAAACCUUCUAAUGUCACACCUGGAGAAAAAUCAUUUAGUUGCUCACAGUCUGAACAGAAUUCCUCAAAACAAACAAAGGCUCGUAUAAGAAUUCACACUGCUGGGAGGAUUUACACAUGCCCUCAGUGUGGAGAGAGUUUCACACGUAAAACUCAUUUUAAUAGACACGUCUGGUCUUCGCUACCAUGCAGUGAUUGUGAACCCACUCACAAAACAAUUCACCAGUAAAUACUGUGAAUAUCCCUGUCAUCUUUGAAUUGAAGAAGUGUUUCCAGAAGUGCAGGACAAACUUCAAGUGUGUCAAUAAUUUCUGACAUACUAUUGUAAAGAUGGAUUUUAUUAAAGAGGAGAGAGAGGACAUGGGUUAUCCAGAACCAUACAGAGUGAAAAAUGAAGAAACUGAGGAACAAAUAGACCUGAUGAAAGUGGAAGAAAGUCAAGAACUGAAUCAAGUGGGAGAGAAACAUCAGGAUCAUAAAACAGAAAAAUUCCAAACUGGUAAAAAAACGUUUAGCUGCUCAAAGAUUGAAAAUAAUUUCUUACAAAGAAGAACACAAAAAACAAGAGCCAAGAAAUCUUUAACCUGCCCUCAGUGUGGAAAGAGUUUCACAAAGAAGGGAAGCCUUAACCGUCACAUGAGAAUUCACACUGGAGAGAGCCCUUUCAUAUGUUUUCAGUGUGGAAUUAGUUUUACACGUAAUGACCACCUUCAGAGGCAUGCAAGAAUUCACACUGGAGAGAAGCCAUUCACAUGCCAACUGUGUGGGAAGAGCUACAUCCGUGAAGAACACCUUCAAAAUCACAUGAGGAUUCACACUGGAGAGAGACCCUUCACAUGUGAUCAGUGUGGAAAGAAUUUUACACAGGCAGCCAAUCUCCAAAUUCACCAGCACUCUCACUCUGGAGUAAAGUCACUUAAAUGUGAACAUUUAAAAGUUUAUAUGUGCUUUGAGUGUGGGAAAAACUUUAAUACAUCCACACAUUUGAAAGAGCACCGAAGAAUUCAUACUGGAGAAAAACCUUACACAUGUUUACAAUGUGGAAAAUGUUUCAGUAAGUCAAAUCACCUCAAAGAACAUAAAAAGGUGCACACUGGAGAAAAACCCUACAAGUGCUCACAUUGUGGAAAAAGUUUCACUCACUCAGGAACCCUGAAAGGACAUGUAAGGGUGCAUACUGGAGAAAAACCUUACAAGUGUUCACACUGUGAGAAGAGUUUCACUCAGUCAGGAACUCUGAAAGACCAUGAAAGAGCGCAUACUGGAGAGAAGCCAUACCACUGCACUUUAUGUGAGAAGAGUUUCAGCUCAUCAAGUUUUCUAAAGAAACAUACAAUUCAUUACUGUAAGCACAGGGAGAAAUUGUGAGCAAAGUUAAUCUUCUGGUCCAAGGCAUUAAAAUAAAUAGAGAUCAAUUCAUAAAUCAAGAUAAACUCCCAAAAUGGUAAGAGGGUAAUGUGCAAAUAAAUAAGGUUUGCAUUUGUUUGACAAGGUAAAUGAAGGGGAUUAUUGCUGUGUGGUGAAUGAGAAAGUUUAAAAUAGUUUUUCUUUGUUGUUUUCUCAUAUAAAAGUAGAUUUUUGAAUUUGUAUUCUUAUACAAGCAUAUAGUCUUGAUUAUUAUUGAGACAAAUAUGUGCACAGAUGCACAAAGUUGUUUUCACAUCCUCUUUCCACAAGAUGUCAUAGUCUUUCAGUGUUCAGUGCACCAGUGGUGGUGUAGUGGUCUAAGCACAUAACUGGUAAUCUGGUAAUCAGAAGGACACUGGUUCGAUCCCCAUAGUUACCACCAUUGUGUCCUUGAGUAAGGCACUUAACUCCAGGUUGCUCCGGGGGGAUUGUCCCUGUAAUAAGGGCUCUGUAAGUCGCGUUGGAUAAAAGCGUCUGCCAAAUGCAUAAAUGUAAAAAUUUAUUUGUCUAUAGUUUUAAAAUUCUAUUGAUUAGAUGUCAAUAAUAAUAAUAAAUUUGUACUGUGAUGUACACAGACAUAGAGACAACAAGAGUCAAGAAAUAAAAUCCCACAUGUCGUUUGUCCACCCAACAAUAACCAGAAAAAAAGAAAUAUACUGGAGACUUGUAUUUUGAAAUGUGUGUGCUCCCAGCUCAUACAAACUUACACAUGCACUCUUACAGUUAUCUACAAGGUAUAAUAAAGGCAAAUACUGUAUGAGCAGUAAUUCAUCAACAGUAGAUUGUGAGGGAAAAUUCAUUACUGAUUAUGGUUCUGAUUACACUGUAUUUAUGAUAUUAAUGUUUAGAUGUUAAGUUGAAUAUCAGUCCCUUAAGGUGUUUAAGUGAUAUUUAAUAGUAGAGUUAGAAAUUAUGUUUGUGGUUCUGCUGAUGUGUUGUGUAGGUCUUGAGAAGAGAAGUGAGCUGAAGUGAAGAGAGCUGUCUCUGAGGUGCCAAGUGUCUAAACAUAGCAUAAGGACUUUACGUAGUGUAUUCACAUUAUCAGAAUCAUAAGUGUCAAUAUGUCUUGUUUCCAUAGGCAUAUUUUUUGUUUAAAGAAAUGUAACAUAGUUCAUUCUUAGAAUAUUUAGACGUGCAAGAAUCCUUGACUAAAGGGAAUGAAGUGGGUUUUAUUUGACCAAGUUUGUGUGUGAGGCUUCUCUUGACAAGCUGCUUGAUUUUGUGUAUAAGAACUUUGUCACCUGUUACCAAAAUAAACUUUCUUCUC
Molecule: messenger RNA, 3037 nt
Organism: Xyrauchen texanus (razorback sucker)
Lineage: Eukaryota; Metazoa; Chordata; Actinopteri; Cypriniformes; Catostomidae
Product: zinc finger protein 239-like
Exons: 5
Coding region: 694-1731 (345 amino acids)
Biological process (GO): regulation of transcription by RNA polymerase II
Molecular function (GO): RNA polymerase II cis-regulatory region sequence-specific DNA binding; DNA-binding transcription factor activity, RNA polymerase II-specific
Source: RefSeq, a predicted model, not a curated record